Tauraco erythrolophus (red-crested turaco) is the source of this 1317-nucleotide messenger RNA. The record is from RefSeq and is a predicted model, not a curated record. Lineage: Eukaryota; Metazoa; Chordata; Aves; Musophagiformes; Musophagidae.
AUGACCAUUGUUUUGUUGCCACCUUUGCCCAGCACUGCUUCCAGACUCCUGGGAAUUGAGUUUCCAUUCUUCUGUUGUCUCAGUCGCUGAGCUGAACACAUGAUUUCUAGCACAAGAGAAAAGAUAUGGCUGUUUCUUGCUGUGAUAUAUUUGUUUCAGGAAAUUACUUAUUCAGAACUUAGCAGAAUGAAGGGAGCUGUGGAUCCUGAAGCGUUUAAGAAUAUUAAUGAGCUCAUUACCUACAAAGGAUAUCCUAGUGAGGAGUAUGAGGUGACGACAGAAGAUGGUUAUAUCAUUACCAUUAACAGAAUCCCUUAUGGUACACAGAAUCAGGGAAAUCCAGCUUUGAAACCUGCUGUAUUUCUCCAACAUGGAUUAUCGGGAGAUGCUAGUAACUGGGUCACAAGCCUGCCCAGCAACAGCUUGGGCUUCAUGCUAGCUGAUGCUGGCUUUGACGUUUGGAUGGGAAAUAGCAGAGGGAAUCGCUGGUCCAGAAAUCAUCAAAAUUAUUCCAUUGAUCAAGAUGAAUUCUGGGCUUUCAGUUUUGAUGAGAUGGCAAAGUUUGACCUUCCAGCAGCAAUAAAUUUUAUUGUGAAGAAAACAGGACAGGAGAAGUUGUACUAUAUUGGCUAUUCACAAGGUACUACCAUUGCUUUCAUUGCAUUCUCAACAAUACCAGAGCUAGCUCAAAAAAUCAAACUCCAUUUUGCAUUGGCACCUGUCACUACUAUUAAGUAUGCUAAAAGCCCAGCAACAAAACUCCUCUACCUUCCCGAAAAAUUGCUCAGGAGUUUGCUUGGCAAAAGAGAAUUCCUUCCCCAGAUUGAAUGUCUAAGAAGGCUAAUAGUCCCUGUCUGCAGCCACCAAGCUUUUGCUAGGCUUUGUAGAAGUGUCUUCUUCAGUCUGGGUGGCUGUAACCUGAUAAAUAUUGACAUGAACCGAAUCAGUGUUUAUAUCGCACAAACCUCUGCUGGAACUUCUGUCCAGAACAUAGUUCACUGGAGUCAGAAAACCCCAAAUACAUUUGUAAAGUUUGCUGUGCUAUACUGGAUGUUCAUUCCUAUGCUGCUUCAUGUUUUCCAGGCUACUCCUCCUCUUUACAAUAUAGAAGAGAUGACUGUACCAACCGCAGUAUGGACUGGGGGACAAGACUUGCUCGCAGAUCCCAAGGAUGCAGACAUUUUACUGUCUCAAAUUAAGAGGGUCAUCUAUCACAAGAGGAUUCCUGAAUGGGCACACCUGGAUUUCAUCUGGGGAUUGGAUGCACCUUUGUGCAUGUACAAUGAAAUUAUUGAUCUGAUGCAGAAAUAUCUUUAA